Messenger RNA from Centropristis striata (black sea bass), 6354 nucleotides. RefSeq names its product beta-1,4-N-acetyl-galactosaminyl transferase 4a (gene b4galnt4a). The record is from RefSeq and is a predicted model, not a curated record. The transcript is spliced from 20 exons. Gene Ontology annotation, cellular component: Golgi cisterna membrane. Gene Ontology annotation, molecular function: acetylgalactosaminyltransferase activity. NCBI's taxonomy places the organism in Eukaryota, Metazoa, Chordata, Actinopteri, Perciformes, Serranidae. Bases 1503 to 5339 code for a protein of 1278 amino acids.
UUAGGUUGCUCUGCACCGUUAAGAUGCUCAAUUGAUGGGCGUACUGAGCUGUGUGCAGUGAAAGGAGAUAUCCUUACGUGUUUCAUUGUAGAAAAACAAAACCAUGUUCUAUCCUGGUUACAUCACUGCUUGUUGCUGGUUUCUCCGCGACACCCUUCCAGGAGCUCAGCUGUUUUUUCUCCCUGCGCGCGGCGACAAGCGGGUUGGACGAUGCUAUUGCGGCGUUUUAAAGGGAAAAAAGCUCAUGACAGAAUAACAACACAAGGCAGUGCGUCGCCACUAGCGCCAAAUAUCAGUGUUUAUUAGUUUAAUCCGGAUGAGGGUAUCUGCGCCUGAUCUCUCUCGCACGCACGGUGGACUCGGACAUCGUAGGUACUUUGGGAGAAUUGGGUGAAACGCACCUGCCGCGAGAUAAAGCGGACCAACCGGAGCACAUGGACAUCUGCUCACAGGACCUCAAACCGGACAUUCACAUCUGAGUAUUUCCACACAAAAAAACCUUCUCUCUUGUUUCGCCGCCAUGGAGCGUUCACAGUUUUUAAUCUACAUCGGUUUCAUAUUUACUCGUCGCGGGGCUUCAAACCAGCCCGAGUAUGGGGAUGACAGCUGAUCGCCCCUCCUCUCCCGGGACUUAAAUAAAAACGCGCUCCAUCUGAAUCCGCUGCCCUCGAUCGGUCUCAGUUUCAGCUGUGUUUAACAAUAGAUGGAGCGCACAGAGCUGUGACAUUUGGUUGAUUGCCACCGUAACCCUUUCCUGAUCAGGUUACCUUCCCAUUGACUAUUCCUUCUGAAGUGUCACCGUCAUAUUUCACUGAAGGUCUUUUUCUUUUGAUUUGUAGUCAGAUUAAUUUUGCAGGUAAGGAGGUGUUGCAGCUCCGCGGAGAUGCUCUGUCAGAUCACCUCUCCACAUGGAAACUAAAUUUCUCCUCUUGGUACUUUGGCGCUAAACCCACGCCUGGGGAUGAUCCUUGAGCAGCCGAUAAAAUAAUCAGUGUCGCGGUGUCAGCAAAGGCUUGAGCUACAGGGGAUUUGUGUAGAUUAUCGCCGGACUGCUAUUUUGCUCCCUUGGUCAAACUCUUAACUGAACUUAGCGGCUUUUGAUCUGCAGCCUUUUCCCUGCUGCUGCUGCUGCUGCUGCUGCUGCUGCUCCAGCAGCCGCCUGGAAACUCCAGCAGGGCAGCCUGUUUACAAGCCACGCUAUUCAUAGGGAAAGGCUUGCAUUCAUAAGCAAUGACUGCCACAGAGGUGUUUGGACCCAGAUCUGAGGAUACGACGAGUUUGGCGCUGCUGUCACCCGGUGGAUCCGGGGGAAUGAAACGCGCUUUAAGUCUGUAGUUAACACUCCCUGUUUACUCGCAGGCUGCCUGGGAAUGCCGUCGCUGUGACGGGGGAGAAACAGACGGGCAGCCAGUUUUAGCCAGGAACAAAAACACAGCAGCGAACACUUUCCGGACCCGUUUUGACUAUCUACCGGGCGCCUACCGGAGGAUGUUUGAGCCAGGAUGCUGCGCUUCCCCGUGAAGAAGAUCCGGAAGCAGUUCAAGCUCCUGCUGCUGCUUGUACUACUCACCUCCGCUGUGUGGUUCACCUACCUGCACAUCAACCAGGGCAAGACCAUAAAACUCCACUUCAACUACGGAAAAGAUGGAGAGAGACAGACGGAGGGGACGGACGCCAGCCGUAAGAGGGACGCUCGCUCCUCAGCCGGCCACCACAAGAGUGAGGACACCAGCGACAGCCGAGAGGACGAGACUGCAGAUGAUGAGUCAAUCCCAGGAGUGGCUGAUGGUAGAGACCAUACCCGCAUCCGGAAGUUUCUCAGCCAGCGCCACAAGAAACUGCCAUGGAAACCAGAGUUUAAGGGCCAGGCCAACCUGCAUGUGUUUGAGGACUGGUGUGGCUCUUCUAUAGCCCAACUCAGAAAGAACCUGCACUUCCCCCUCUACCCUCAUACCAGAACCACACUGAAGAAGCUGGCAGUUGCUCCGAAGUGGAAGAACUAUGGCCUGAGAAUAUUUGGCUUCCUUCACCCUUACAGAGAUGGUGAUUUCCAGUUCUCCGUAUCGUCUGAUGAUAACUCUGAGUUCUGGCUGAGUCCUGAUGAGAGCCCUCUCAAUGCCAGACUGCUGGUCUAUGUAGGACAGCUGGGUACAGAGUGGACCGCUCCAGGCGAGUUCAGCAAGUUCAGGUCCCAGUCCUCCAAGUCUGUGCACCUAAUCUCGUCCAGACGAUACUACUUUGAGAUCCUCCACAAGCAGGAUGACAAGGGCUCGGAUCACGUGGAGGUUGGGUGGCGUCCGUUCCUGCCCGGUCUGAAAUAUGAAGUGAUAGACUCGGCCUAUAUCUCCCUGUACACAGAUGAAUCCAGUCUGAAGAUGAACAGUGUGGACCACGUCCCUCAGACCUUGGCCAGUCACAUCCGUCUCCCAGUGGAGGCUCAGCCUCAGGGUCUGCAGGGAGGCAGCAUCACGCAGCACGGAGCGGAUAUGCUGAAGCCGGACCCCAGGGACACCUUCUACAGCACUCCUAUGAUCGACCCCUCCCGACUGGAAAACGUUCUUCCAGCCUGUCUCUACUCCCCAACCUAUGUAGUCAAAGAUUUUCCCAUCGCCAGAUACCAGGGCCUGCAAUUUGUCUAUCUGUCCUUCGUUUACCCCAAUGACUUCACACGUCUCACCCACAUGGAGCGAGAGAACAAGUGUUUCUACAGAGAGUCCCCUAUCUACUUGGAAAAAUUCGGUUUCUACAAAUAUAUGAAGAUGGACGAGGAGGAAGAUGACAGACCGUUCUUCUUCCCCAACCCUGAUGAUUUCCUAGAUGAAGAGGAGAUUGUCGAUAUAGAGGACGAGGCAGAGAUGGUUGGCACACAGUCGCCCAAGAAACCCUCUCAUCCCAGCCAGAGCAGCCACACCUCUAACCCCUCCCAUCAGCACUCAAAGCCUGCACCAACACUAGCUGGCAGAGAAGGGGAAGAAGAGGAGGAGGACGCUGAUGAAGAGGAGGAGGGAGCAGUCAACAGUAUCAUACACCGGAGAGAAAGAAGACACUUUCCUCACAAAGAUGGACAGAUGGAUAGGGAUCUGGACAGGGACUGGGGAAGGGAUCAUACAAACAUGAGACAGGACACCAGGAAGGGACUUGAAGAGCCCCAACCCAGGGUGCUUCAGCCUGACAUGGACAGUGUAGUCCGGGGUCGCUCCUUGUCUUGGAUCCGCACUGGUCCUGCAGAAUUGAGCCCUGGCAGGAAAGGAGGAGGAACAGGUGGUGGAGGAGGAGGAGGAGAGAAGGGAGUUGAGACUCUGCCUAAACUGAGCAAGUCUUCACUCCUUUUCCCUCAAAAGUCCUCCCUCUCUGCCCUUGCCAGCCGAGCCAAGCAGAUCCUCAGCAACUCCGCCCACAGCAACAACCUCCAUGAUAAUACCAAGAAGGAGAAGAAGGAGGAGAACAAGAUCUACAUCACCAGGCCUCGCCCUGCCAAGGAGCGAGAGAAGGACAGGGAGAGGGAAAGGGAGCAGCGGCGAGAGAGGAGGGAGGAGAGGGCAUCUCGCCACCCGAGAGAAGUGUUUCCAGGGGUCUUUCUGUACCAAACUGGCAAGACCACAAGGCUGGUCAACCUGGGUGCCAAAGGACAUGCUGGGAGAGGCAUGGCAGGAGGCAAAAGUCUUGUUAGUGCCCCGCAGCUGUGGCCCAACCCCCCCACAAAAGAGGAUAAGACAUCUCCAAAUGGAAGCGUCCACAUUGAGAAUGAAAGUGUACAGAAGUCUGCCAAUAAGGCAGCAGGGGUAAAACAACAAGGGAAAAGCAGGAGGAAAGGGGAGCCCCGGGAAUUAACUUUGACCACUGUCACUAGUGAUGAACCCAGAAAAGGUGACCCGCUAACCCCACUGUCCCACCAUCAAGAUCUCCCUCCAGUUACCCAGCAACGGUUAAACUCCACAGAAAACACGCUCCAAGGUCAAGCACGGGUCACUUCUUACCUCAGGACCUCCGAGAUCACCGAGUCCCAGCAGCAACCAGACCCAGACCCCAAUCCGGCAGAACUCGGCCAGGAUACAAACCGCUCUAAUCCUGACCCCGACCCUGAUCCCGAACCAGAACCAGAGGAGGGCGAGAUGUCGGACUAUAGCUACGAGGAGGUCGAGGUUCGGCCAGGUUGGGCAGAGGAGAGCAUCAACUGGCAGAGGACCUUCUCAGUCAAUCCGAUGGACUUUGAGCUGCUGCGUUCUGACUGGAAUGACCUGCGCUGCAAUGUGUCUGGGAACCUCCAGCUGGCAGAGAGUGAGGUGGUGGAUGUGCUGGCGCAGUACAUGGAGAAACUCAACGAACGCAAUGGAGGGAUCUACACCCUGCUGCGAAUAGUCAACGUUGAGAAGCGGCGCGACUCGGCGAGAGGGAACCGUUACCUCGUGGAGCUGGAGCUAAUGGAGAGAGGUCGCAGCGUGGUGCGUCUGUCGGAAUACAUUUACCUGCUGCUUCACCGCAGCAGGCAGGGAGAGGAAAGUCUUGAGAACACUGACUUUGCUCCAGCCUCGGCACCGGCAUCCGUCCCGUCUGCUGCCACGUCCAGCCUCACGACACCACCACCCCCUCCUUCCACCAGGUCCCCAGCCCGGCCUGGAGUGACCCCCUGGAGCACCGCCUAUGCUAAGCCUCUGCUCUGCCAGCCGGUCAUGCUCCAGUGGAGGAGAGAUGUCAUGGUGCACUUUGUGGUGCCAGUGAAAAACCAGGCUCGCUGGGUACAGCAGUUUAUCUCCGACAUGGAGAAUCUUCAUCGGCAAACAAAGGACGACAAUUUCAGCAUCAUCAUUGUCGACUUUGAGAGUGAAGACAUGGACGUGGAGCAGGCACUGAGAGAGAGCAGUGUGCCAAGAUAUGAGUAUCUACGGAGAGAAGGGAACUUUGAGCGCUCAGCAGGACUGCAGAUCGGAGUGGACACUAUUGAGGAUAAUCACAGCAUUGUGUUCCUGUGUGAUCUGCACAUCCACUUCCCUCUCAACAUCUUGGAAAGCAUCAGGAAGCACUGUGUUGAGGGACGCCUUGCUUUCGCUCCCAUCGUCAUGAGGCUCAGCUGCGGGAGUUCACCACGGGAGCCUGACGGUUACUGGGAGGUGAACGGCUUCGGCCUGUUUGGAAUCUACAAGUCUGAUUUUGAUAAGAUUGGAGGGAUGAACACGGAGGAAUUCAAAGACCGCUGGGGUGGAGAGGACUGGGAGCUACUGGACAGGGUACUGCAAAAUGGUUUGGAGGUAGAGAGACUACGCCUGAGGAACUUCUUUCACUACUACCACUCCAAACGGGGCAUGUGGAACGCCCAAAACAAGAAAACUCCUAAGGGAUAGCGCCCCCUGCUGUUCGGAUUUUUCUUAAACCUACCUGCAGAUCCACUGUGUGUGAGAGAGAGACAUGUGGGAGCUCGCUCACUGCCUGAACUCUGCCUUUAUUCGAAACAGGCUCCUUUCAGGGAUGCCUCUGUUUCACCAUCGGCCCUUCUUGUACGCUUAUGAAGAAACGGAGUCCAAAUCUGAGCUUUACAAGCGAGCCGUUUACGCAGAUAGACCUGAGUCAUCACUUUGCCUCACUGACUGAACUACUGUACAGAGAGAAGAGAGUUAUUUUUGUUCUCCUUCUCUCUGUCUCUUUUUUUGGUGCAAUGUUUUCAGACAGACUGGAAAGCAGCUGUUAAUGUGUGUGUGUGUGUGUGUGUGUGUGUGUGUGUGUGUGGGUGUAUGCCUGGGUAUGUAUAUAUAAGUCUACGUGGGUGUGUUGCUGCUUGUGUGUGCUCAUGAUGACAGGAAGCACCUUUUUUCUAACAUGGAGAUUUGAAGACAACCUAAGAUCUUUUUUUCUAACAUGCUCUCACAUGGGAGCCACAUAGAAUGUGUGUCAACAUGUUAUUCAGAUAGAUGGUGGCGUAGAUCGUGUAGAGGAACUCUGUCUGGUAAAGCAGUAUUUCUAAAUACAUCAACUACUACCUGUUGGAUAUCAUUAAUCGAGGUGCUGAUGUUCUCCUGAUAGCUGAUAUUAUGAAACAAAGAAAGGCUUUGAAUCAGAGAAGCCUUUUUCCAAACAGAUGCGUCAUCUUUAUAUCUCUUUCUGUCCCUCUCUCUCCCUCUAUAUCUUUGUCUUCAACUAAUUUCUGCCUUUGUCUGUUUCAAUUUCAUGCAAAUGUGUGUUUAUAUCUGUUGACACAUAUUGGCUAUUGGUUAUGACUUGAUUCAUGUUGUUUCAUUAACUGGAGUUUGUUCUGCUGUUAGUUUAAGAAGGAUUUUUCAUUUGUCCUGACUGACUAUGGGUGCACUUGGGGUGCUAUUUUCUGUUCUAAAACAGAUUUGUGAACAGUUUACACCUCUUAAC